AUGUACUCUGACAUGAGUGAGCCCAAAGCUGCGACGACGCCGCGGGAAAGUUUCUGCAGCAUUGCGAAGUCCUGUGCACCUUUGGAGCCCGACGUGGGGAGCGGUGACGACACUGCACUUUGCGUUUGCUCUUUAUAUUGCUGUUGUUGUUGUUGUUGUUGUUGUGGUGGUGGUGGUGGUGGUGGUGGCACCUCUGGCCGCUGUUGUGUUGAAAAUUGCGGGGCGGCCCUUUCGCUGUCGAAGUGUACCACCUCUGCCAAGCGGCGGGAUGAGUCCUCCAAGCCCUUCACGGCGCUCUGCAGGGAUGUGACGCCGGCCUCUGCUCUGCGGUCAAGACGACGGCUCCCCGAGUCCACAUCCUGCACGCUGUUGAGUCGGUUUGACAACUCCGUGAUGCGCGCCAUGACGUGCUCCAGCUGCUGCAGCACAACCACCGAGACUACGCCGCUGCCCGCGUCGCUCUGCCCCGCACUCCCGCUGGGUGACAGCGGUGCCAUUUGCUUAUCGCCGGAGCCUAGUGCUACACAAACCCGCUCCGGUACGGCCUCUACUAACUGCGUGAUUCGUUCAUUCUCUUCAUGA
Molecule: messenger RNA, 582 nt
Organism: Trypanosoma grayi
Lineage: Eukaryota; Euglenozoa; Kinetoplastea; Trypanosomatida; Trypanosomatidae
Exons: 1
Coding region: 1-582 (193 amino acids)
Source: RefSeq, a predicted model, not a curated record